This is a messenger RNA of Mesitornis unicolor (brown roatelo), 1824 nucleotides long. RefSeq names its product gamma-glutamyltransferase 7 (gene GGT7). The record is from RefSeq and is a predicted model, not a curated record. NCBI's taxonomy places the organism in Eukaryota, Metazoa, Chordata, Aves, Mesitornithiformes, Mesitornithidae. Gene Ontology annotation, cellular component: plasma membrane. Gene Ontology annotation, biological process: glutathione catabolic process. The transcript has 15 exons. Gene Ontology annotation, molecular function: glutathione gamma-glutamate hydrolase.
AUGGAGAAAAAUUAAGACCCAGACUCCUUCCUGAAGUCUGUGCGUCUCCAGCGCCUGCCCUCAUCCUCAUCAGAGAUGGGAAGCCAGGACGUGUCCCCUCUCCAGGAGACCAGCAAGGACCCCUUUUCUGGAGACUGCAGGUGCCGGCAGGAUGGGCUGACCGUCAUCAUCACCGCCUGCCUGACCUUCGCCACAGGGGUCACAGUGGCCCUGAUCAUGCAGAUCUAUUUUGGAGACCCUCAGAUCUUCCACCGUGGCGCCGUGGUCACGGAUGCUGCCCGGUGCACAGCCCUGGGCAUAGAGGUGCUCAACAAGCAGGGCUCCUCGGUAGACGCAGCCAUCGCCUCAGCCCUCUGCGCAGGAAUUGUCAACCCCCACACGUCAGGCAUUGGCGGGGGUGGCGUGAUGCUGGUCCACGACAUCCGGAAGAACAGGAGCUGGGUGAUCGACUUCCGCGGGGUGGCUCCUCUGGGCAUCCCACUGGAGGGGGACCUGCAGAAGGACACCAAGCCUGGUCUGCUUGUAGGGGUGCCAGGCACGAUACAAGGAAUGCACCGGGCGCACCAGUUGCACGGGAGGCUCCCGUGGUCCGAGCUGCUGGGCCUGGCAGCCGGUGUUGCCCAGGAGGGGUUCAACGUCACACACGAUUUGGCCAAAGCCGUAAGUGAACUGAAGAACCUGAACUACUCUGACAAAUUUCGGGAGAUCUUCCUGCCGGACGGCCAGCCCUUGCUGCCUGGGAUGUUCGUCAGGCGCCUGGACCUCGCAGCUGUGCUGGAGCUGGUGGGGGCAGAAGGGCUGUCAGCUUUCUACAGCGGAAACCUGACCCAGGAGAUAAUCUCCGAGGUCCACAACUACGGAGGAGUCUUGGUGGAGGAAGACUUCAGCAAUUACAGUGUCACAGUGGAGAGUCCCGUCCACACGGUCUAUCAAGGUCACCUUGUUUUCAGUCCCCCACCUCCCCAUGCAGGUCCUGCGCUGCUCACAGCACUGAACAUCCUCGAGGGCUUUAACAUCACAAGUCAAGUAUCCAGAGGGAAUAUCUUGCACUGGAUGGCAGAGACACUAAAAAUAGCCCUGAGCCUAGCUAGCAACCUGGGAGACCCAUCCGAUGACGUGUCCGUCGCUCAUGCUGCAGAAGGCAUGGUGAGUAAAUCUGAAGCCAAUUCCCUGCGCCAGCUGAUUAAUGACUCCCAGUCCUUCUCGUCUGAUCUCCGCGUGCCUCACUUCUCUGUGGAGAGCAGACCUGCUGCCAGCCAGGUCCUUGUCAUGGGACCUGAUGACUUCAUUGUUGCAGUUGUGAGUUCUUUGAAUCGUCCCUUUGGCAGUGGAAUAAUAACACCCUCUGGAGUCCUCCUGAACAGCCAGAUGUUGGAUUUCUCCUGGCAGAAUAAAACAAUGAACCACUCAAUUCCCAGGCUGCAAAACCUCAUUGAGCCUCGGAAGCGGCCCCUGUCUUUCCUGUUGCCCACCAUCGUGAGGCCAUCCGAGGGGAUGUGUGGGACGUACCUGUGCCUGGGAGCUACCAACGGGGACCGAGCCCUGAGCGGCAUCGUUCAGGUUUUGGUAAAUGUUUUAACGUUUAACAAGAAUCUGAGUGAAAGUCUGGCACUUGGACGACUUCACCCACAGCUUCAGUCCAACACCGUGGAGGUUGACAGUGAGUUUCCUGAAGAAGACAUUGAAUUGCUUGUGGCCAGGGGCCAUCGAGUGGAAAAAGUCAAAGUAGUCUCCCUAGUUCACGGGGCCAGGAGAACCAACAGCUUCAUCAUUGGCCUGAAGGACCCCAGGAGCGCGGAUGCUGCCGAAGCCACGAUUUUGUAG